Messenger RNA from Acaulospora morrowiae, 128 nucleotides. NCBI's taxonomy places the organism in Eukaryota, Fungi, Glomeromycota, Glomeromycetes, Diversisporales, Acaulosporaceae. The record is from the annotation of a GenBank genome assembly.
GGCUCACUCUCAUGAUGUCAGCUUCAAUGGUAGAGGGAGUUGUUGAUCUAUUUGUUGUUGCUUUGUCAACUUCAUCUGUUCAGAAUGUUGAAUUUGUAGGGAGGGAGGAGUUAGUUAAUUCAGAUUGA